Messenger RNA from Asparagus officinalis (garden asparagus), 1314 nucleotides. RefSeq names its product annexin D7-like. Gene Ontology annotation, cellular component: cytoplasm. The record is from RefSeq and is a predicted model, not a curated record. NCBI's taxonomy places the organism in Eukaryota, Viridiplantae, Streptophyta, Magnoliopsida, Asparagales, Asparagaceae. The transcript is spliced from 5 exons. Gene Ontology annotation, molecular function: calcium ion binding; calcium-dependent phospholipid binding. Bases 84 to 1034 code for a protein of 316 amino acids.
UUCCAUAUAAACCCCCCUCCUACUUCCUCUCUGAAAGCAUCACUUCACUCCUCCUGCCAAAAAAAAAAAAAGUUGGGGAGAAAAUGGCGACCCUAAAAGUCCCCAGCUCCGUUCCAUCUCCGCUCGAGGACGCCGAUAGACUCCGAAAAGCCUUCGUCGGAUGGGGAACGGACGAGAAGACUAUCGUAUCGAUCCUAGGGCAUCGUACGGCGUCCCAGCGUAUGGAAAUACGGCGAGUGUACAAGGAGUUGUUCGGCGAGGAGCUGUUCACGUCCUUGGACAAGGAGAUCUCCGGCGAUUUUGAGAGAAUCGUGCUUCUGUGGACCUUUCAUCCCGCAGAAAGGGAUGCAUUUUUGGCGAAUGAGGCAGCAAGGAAGUGGAACCCAAGUAACCGUGUUCUGAUUGAGGUAGCUUGUGCUAGGAGCUCGGGGCAGCUGUUCGCAGCAAGGCAGGCAUACCAUGCUCGCUACAAGAGAUCCCUUGAGGAGGAUGUUGCUGCCCACACCACUGGGGACUUCCGCAAGCUUUUGGUUCCACUUGUUAGUGCCUUCCGCUAUGAGGGUGAAGAGGUUAACAAGACACUUGCGAAGUCAGAGGCCAAAAUAUUGCAUGAAAAGAUUUCUGACAAGGGUUACAACGAUGAAGAGCUUAUCAGGAUUAUUACUACCAGAAGCAAGGCCCAACUGCUUGCAACUUUCAAUCACUACAAUGACCAGUUUGGUCAUCCAAUCAACAAGGAUUUGAAAUCUGAUCCUAAAGAUGAGUAUCUGGCUGCUCUGAGGGCAACAAUUCGCUGUUUCACUUGCCCUGCAAAGUACUUUGAGAAGGUGGUCCGCUUUGCAAUAAACAAGCUAGGAACGGAUGAGUAUGCCCUUACUCGUGUCAUAACCACUCGAGCAGAGGUGGAUCUUCAAGAGAUAAAGGAUGUUUACCAGCAGAGAAAUAGCGUUGCUAUGGAUCAUGCUGUUUCAGGCGAAACUUCUGGAGAUUAUAAGUCCAUGCUUUUGGCUCUUCUUGGUCAUGAGGAAGCUUGAACGUUGUUAUCGUGCUCAUUACCUUCAGAGUUAAUAUCAUUGAGUGGUCGCUUCGUGAAUCAUGUAGUACAUUGUGAAAUGAGAGAAUAAAUAGUUGAGAGUGCAUGUCUUCCCCUGUGGAGUGAAAUUGAGUUUGUUCAUGUUGUUUUAGACUCUCUUUAUCUAGUGUGGACUGUAUUAUAUCAGCAGGCUGGAUCAAAACUUCAUGUAUGUUUGUGUCAUGGGCUUCCUGUCAAAUACCAAAAUGUCUCGGUUGAGUCUGCAUUUCCCUUGACCGUUA